Messenger RNA from Adineta steineri, 1412 nucleotides. The record is from the annotation of a GenBank genome assembly. NCBI's taxonomy places the organism in Eukaryota, Metazoa, Rotifera, Eurotatoria, Adinetida, Adinetidae.
AAGUUUUGAGUUGUUUCUUGAAAUUAUUUAAUCGACGUGAAAGAUAACGUAAUUUCUUUUUCUUUUUUAUCUUAGAAAUAUUAUGAUUACUAUUAAUCAAGAAGAUAAAUCAUUCUCUUGUAAAUCAAGAAUAGAGAAUGGUUGUGUCGAGAAACAGUCAGUUGAGUGAAAACUUGAUGAAUCUAACAGUAAAAUAAAACAGUUUAUAUUCUAUAGUUCAGUGACUUUUAGUGACAUACUUGGUGUUAAAUCUUCGUGUGUUAGCGAAAGAUUAUUAUCAAUUUGAUUUAAAAGAACUUCCAUUGAUUUUGAGAUAUUUUCUUCAUUCAUCUUCUCUUCAGUAUUCGAUGAAUUCGUUUUUAAUUCAUCCAAAGUUUGACUCUCGAGUAAAUGACUAAUUCCUGUAUUAAUAUUAAAUAUAAAAAUAAUUAAUAAUAAAAAAUAAAUAAACUAAUUUGUUUACCAUAUUCAUCAACAGCAUAGAUUAGAAUAUUUAAUAAUGUUAUCUGUUUGCCUGGAUAAUUAUUGUCGACAUCCUCCAGCUUGCACAUGUUGAAAUAAGAAACAGAAACGAACAAAAUUUAUAACGGAUAAUAUAUACAAAAUGGAAUAUUUCCAUAAAUUAUCUAUAUAUAUAUAUUUGAAUGUUCAAAUGAAGAAACAAUUAAAAGAUGUCCGUAAUGAACUAUAUUUAUCUGAUCAUGUUUAGACAGAAUAGUAUGCAACUAGUAGGAAUAUGUAUUAUAUCAGUCUAUAAUAAAGAGAAGAAAAGUACUUUGAUAUGAAACUAUUAUGAUAAAUGACAAGAGAUAGUUGAAAUUUGAAUAGGAACUAGCAAUAACAAUACUAAAUUGUCCAUAAAUAAGAAACGAGGUUAUAAAGAAUGGCUUGGUUUCAAUAAUCGACUUUCAUCAAUUCUAUUACCAUUUGCUAUAGCUUUAAUCACAAUAGUUAUAACGAUACAAGAAAAUAAAAAACAACGAAAUGAAACAAUACUUUCCAAUUAUUUAAAAGGUAUGUCACAUUUAAUUCUAACAUACGAUCAGCAAUUAGAUGAUCAUAAAGCAUGUAUAACAGCUUCAUCUAUGACCUUCACGGCACUUGAACAAUUUAUAAUUCGUUAUUUACAUCGAAUGACAUUUAUAUUAAUUAGUACAGAUUUACUUGAAUAUGCAAAUGUGACUAAUGUAGAUUUUACAAAUGCUAAUUUAACUGAUGCUAAUAUAAGUGAUGAACAAUUACAGCAAGCUGCUUUUCUUAAUCAUGUUAUUAUUUUUCCUAAUGGAUCAUUUUUUCAAUAUGAAAAAUAUAGUCAUAAUGUUUUAUCAGUAGAUGAUUGGAUAGAUAAUGGAACACUUGAAAAUAAUUUAUUUAUAUUGAAGUUAGUUUUAAUAAUUUUUAUAUUUUUAUAA